Molecule: messenger RNA, 1729 nt
Organism: Amphimedon queenslandica
Lineage: Eukaryota; Metazoa; Porifera; Demospongiae; Haplosclerida; Niphatidae
Exons: 5
Coding region: 330-1667 (445 amino acids)
Biological process (GO): signal transduction
Molecular function (GO): protein binding
Source: RefSeq, a predicted model, not a curated record
UGGAAUUAAACAAAUAAAAGGUUAGUAAAAAUAACUGUGGAUGCAUGUAUCGAUGAUUUGUUGCAGAUAUCUUUGGUGAACUGACCAAAUUAAAAUUUGAUAGCAAAGGCUUGGUCCAUCACUGCAGCAAGACUGGUGUGACACUCAUAAUUCCAGAGGGAGCAGUUCAACAACCUGCUACUGCAUGGUUUGGAGUGUGUCCAUUUAGCACUAAGUUCAAGUUUGGUGACUUUGUACCCAUUACUCCUAUUGUAUGGGUCUACAUUGAUCAAAAACUAACAAAACCAGCAGAGCUUUACCUUCCCCACAACAUCAAUAUUGGGACAACCAUGAAAAACCUCUUCGUCCACUUGACAGCCAGUGAUCAGAACUUCUUGGAAAAAGGAAAGUUUCUUUUUACUUGUAGCAACGUCAAAAUGGAAGUCGAUUCUGAAAUGUUUAAGACGUAUUGUGACCACUUUUGUUCACACUGUGUUGCCAUGAAGAAGAAUGUAUAUCAAGGUACUCAGAAGCAUUACAUGAUAGCAAUGGCUGAGAAACAAGAAGAUGAAACAACCUUUGUUGACUUUUGCUGCUUUCCUUGUCAGAUGGGAUGCAAGCAGCUCGUAACAAAGCAGUAUAAAGAUGAAGAGUUUACAAUCAGCAGCUUGAAGAGUAUCAUGUUUGAUGAUGAAGGCAGCUUAUCUGUAGCAUUUGAUCCAGACAGUGUACUAGGAUGGGAAAGAGAUUACAAUGGGUUUUGUACAGGAGAGAUAUCUGAGUCAGAGGUUGAUUAUUUUAAAGUGAUGGGUUGUGAAGCUGGUAAUGUGAAUAAAGAGAAUAUUGAGAAGCUUCAAUUGAUGGAAGAGACCCUUCUUUAUCCUCCUCGUCUCAGAUACACCUUCUCAUGCUUGAAUAGCUUCAUUGCCUUAGAUACUACAAAAGUGAAAGCUAUUUUCAGUGGAAUGAGCAAGCCCCUCCAAAUCAAUGUCACAUUGAAAAAGCCACAAGAAAAUGAGAGUGCAUCCACAACACAGCUAACUCCCCCUUUGACUCCUAAUAUUGCACCAGCAAAUGAUAUCAAAUCUGAUGCUGUCUUGAUGAAAAUCCUGAUUGUUACUGCUGAUAUCUUUUGCGAUGAUCAUCGUGGCAGUAAAUGGUUCGUAUUUGGUCUCAAACUUGGUCUAAACAUACCCCAACUGCACAAGAUUGAGAUACAGUACAACACUCCAACUCAGUUUGCUAGAGAGUCCCUUCUUUUGUGGAGAACUGAAAACAAGACUGCAACAUGGGAGCCAGUAGCUGCUGCAUUGGAGAGCAUUGACCUUAAAUCUGUAGCUAUACAGUUGGAGGGUCAGUUUAAAGAACAGCGUCCAAUGCCUACACUUCCAAACAGUGUUCUUGAAGCUGAGCCUAGUCUUCCUGCUCUUAAUAAUUUGGUGGGUGCAAAGAUUGAAGAUAAGUAUCACUUGUUUGGGAUCGCUGUUGGUUUAAAUGAAGGCCGUCUGAGAGGACUGGACAAAGACUAUCCAACAUGCCAAGAGAGGUUCAAUCAAGUGUUUUAUGAAUGGAGUCAAGUUGAUCCCAAUACAUUCAAAUGGAAGACUGUCAUUGAAAUAUUACAAUCUGAUACCAUCAAAGCUACUUCUGUAGCUGAACUUGUUAUUGAACAUUUGAGUAGCAUUUAAUAACAUUUAAUAGCCAUUAGUUUUUACAAACUCCAGAGCUGUCAAAAAAUUUUUGUAGAUAG